AUGGCCCUUGGCACCUUCUUGACUUUUCCAGAGGCCUCUCCGAUUCUGAAGGAAAAGGAGGCCAAACAGCUCCUGAGAUCCCGGCGACAGGACCGGCCCAGCAAACCCGGAUUCCCUGACGAGCCAAUGCGGGAGUACAUGCACUACCUGCUCGCCCUGGAGCACCGCGCCGAGGAGCAGUUCCUGGAGCACUGGCUGAACCCUCACUGCAAACCCCACUGCGACAGGAACAGAGUCCAUCCCGUGUAAGGGGCUUGGGACCGGCC
Molecule: messenger RNA, 266 nt
Organism: Propithecus coquereli (Coquerel's sifaka)
Lineage: Eukaryota; Metazoa; Chordata; Mammalia; Primates; Indriidae
Product: chromosome unknown open reading frame, human C17orf67
Exons: 3
Coding region: 1-249 (82 amino acids)
Source: RefSeq, a predicted model, not a curated record